This is a messenger RNA of Dalotia coriaria, 4008 nucleotides long. It is a transcript of the gene Orc5, whose product is annotated as origin recognition complex subunit 5. Gene Ontology annotation, cellular component: nucleus; nuclear origin of replication recognition complex. The transcript is spliced from 2 exons. Gene Ontology annotation, biological process: DNA replication; DNA replication initiation. The record is from RefSeq and is a predicted model, not a curated record. Bases 212 to 1597 code for a protein of 461 amino acids. Gene Ontology annotation, molecular function: DNA replication origin binding. Lineage: Eukaryota; Metazoa; Arthropoda; Insecta; Coleoptera; Staphylinidae.
CGUGAAGCCUGCGUGUUUUAAAUUGGCGCGCUUUUUACUCGGAGUGUGUUUUCGUUGUGCCGCGUCGUGCUUUAAUUAUUAUAAAGAAAAAGACUCGUGAAUUGUGAAUUAACACGCAUUCGUUCCACAAACUGCAGUGUUCAACAUCGGGGCGUUUAAGAAUCUCAUCAACUCUCAAUCUCGUCGGCACCAAGAACCUGGUGGUGUAGCGAUGAGCAGAAAGCGGAACAGCGUUAACGCAGCACCAGACAUGGAUCCGGUGCUGAAUGAAGUCAUCAAGAAUUUCCCAGGCAGGAAGUCGCAAAUUGAACAACUUUAUAAUCACUACGGCGACAUCGACGAGUGCUACGUCGACGCGACCUACGUUCAUGGUGGGCCCAGCACCGGCAAAACGACGAUCGUCGUGACGCUUCUGCGAGCUCUCGGAGUCAAACACGCCGUGGUUAAUUUAAUUGAGUGCUAUACGACGAAAAUCCUCUUGGAAUCUAUCCUCAACCAGCUAGCCGAACACAAAGUGAGCCCCAACCAUACCGCACCGUACGCAAAAUGUGACAACAUGAUGGAGUUUGUCAAGAACGUGAAGAAGUACGCUGCAGAGAACGAGGACUUUAUGCAGGCCGUCAUCGUCUUGGACAAUGCCGAAAAGGUACGAGACAUGGAAUUCAAUCUUCUGCCGUGCUUCCAGCGUCUUCGCGAACUUACCGGGUUAAAAUUAUCGACAAUUUUCAUUUCCGAACUUGUAUAUCAGAAAUUUUUUGUUAAGUUGACCGCGGGCGAAGUUAUAAAAAUCCACUUUUCGCAGUAUAAUAAGGAUGAAAUUUUAGAAAUUCUUGCAUUAGACUUUGAUGACGCGAAGGAGUUUGUCGCGAAUAAUUCCAGUACAGUACUACCCAUAGACUUAGAUUUCUACAAAAACUAUCUCAAUGUGUUUCUGUCCGUUUUUUAUCGUGCGUGUCGGGAUUUCUCAGAGCUACGGUAUAUGGCGCGUAUUAAUUUUGUUAAAUAUAUUGAACCGGUUAUUAAAAACGAGUGCGCUAUAACCGAUUCGAUGGCGUUGUGGCGACAUAUUGCGCCAACUUUGAAAUCUUCUUUGGAGGUGCUCUAUCUUCGGUUAUCGGCCACAAAAACGAAGGCGGCGACUUUCUCGAAAGAAAAUCUCGCCCAGUCACUCGAACUUCCUUACUACGCCAAGUAUCUCCUAAUCGCCGCGUACUUAGCCAGUUAUAAUCCGGCCAAAGAUGAUAAGCGUUUAUUCAUGAAGUUUCAUGGCAAAAAGACGAAGAGUAUGAGGGAUGUGAAAGCCAAAAGUAAAGUCUCAGAGUGUCUGAACACUCAACUCGGUCCUAAGGCAUUUUCAUUCGAUCGGUUAUUGGCCAUUUUCUACGCAAUUCUUGACGAAAAAAUUGGUUUCAACAACAACCUGCUGGUGCAAGUAUCCAGCUUGGUAGAGUUGCAACUUUUGUCCGCUUUGUCAGAUAAUUUUAAUUUAGAUGGUCAAAAAUAUAAAUGCACCGUGGGGUUUGACUUUGUUCAAACUAUUUCAAAAAUGGUAGGAUUUAAUAUUCGCAAGUACUUGUCAGAUUUCAGUCAUAUUUAAAAACAUGUAUUUUUAUUUAAUAAAGAAUAAUAUCAAUAUUUGUAUUCUUGGUUGUUCGUGAAAAAAGUAAACAAAUAAAAUAUACCGAUGAAGUGUUACUUUACAGCCUCCGGGGAGCAAACCGUAUGAUGAUUUUGAUGGGGAAAUUUAUGGGGUAUUUUCAGCGCUUGGUUCACGUUUUCUAUUUGCGCUGAUGGCGAAAUUAUGUCAUUAGGACAUUCCGGGAGCUUUCGCCCGCCGAUCGAUGCCAUUGUUCACGGCUCUUCGCCGCCGAAUAGACGUGAAUUACUGUCAGCUGCCGCCGGCGUGGAGCUUAUUCGACGCUACGGUAACCUAAAGAGAGGAGCGCUCUUUCAAUAUCAAACUGCAAAAUAUACGCGUGUCACAAAAACUUUUAGGAAUUUAUGCAAAUUACUUAAGUUGACUUGCCACAAAUUCAAUAAACGGUUCACUUAUCAAUCUAUGCGGGAGGUUAAAGCACGCACAAACAAUUUUUGAAUAUUUUAUAGAAGUCAAUUUAGCGAAGGUGUAGUAAGUUCUUGAUUGAGAAUUCAAAUCGGAAUUAUUCUAUUGCGCUCGUAGCUGCAUGACUGCGUUAUUGUGUUCAAAGUAGCUACCGCCGAGAAAUUGGUCUGUUUAUCUAUGACCUUAGUAAACCUAAGAAAUUCAUCCACUAUCAUAAGUUUAGAUAUUGAAGGGUUUACGAAUUUCAACUUGAAUGGAGUCUGACUGGUGUAAGUAAAUUUCCUUUUCUAUUUUCCUUGACUUUGUUGAUCAAUAAAGGCUUGAAACUUUGUAAGCGGUAUACAUCAUUGACCACGGACAAAAUUUCAGUUUGCAUUACAUGAGGUGUUGCUUUGAUUUCUUUUUAAACCAGUACUAAUCUAUAUAUUUUUAUAGACGACAUACAGAAUUAUAUUUGUAAUUCCACAAUAAAAAAUAAUGUUUUAGUUUUUAACUAAACAAUGAUUAAUUAAAUAUCUCUAAAUACUAUUUUUGUUGGGUUGUACUUUUUUAGAUAAUGCCUUUUUGUUCAUUGCAAGACAUUUGUAAUGUUCCAAUGCAAUGUCUUUGGUAUCAGGCGCUAUCUUUUCACAACCUUUCGUAAAUGCGUCGAUAUCUUUUUCAGUAUGAAAAAGCAUGUUGUAUUGACGGACUAGCUCAGUAUUUAUUGUAUAGUUAGAUUGCUGAAUGAAUCCGUGUUCUUUGUAAAUGCAGUCGACAAAUUUUUUGAAGUUUGUGUCGUUCAUAUUAUCACCGGUAAGUAAAAUGUUCAGAAAGAACAUGGUGUCCAGAUUUGACUCAUUUAAACAUUUGUUUUGGACUUUUACCGUCUCCUCGAAUGUUAUAGCAGAGGAUAACUAUAAUCACAAAUUCGUGUAUUACUUAAUAAUCUAUUAAAUAAUUAAAAUAUUAAUAUUCAUACCUGCGGAAGACUGAGAACUAAGAUGAGACACAGAGAUAUUAGUAUCAUUUUGUUUCUGCUACACCCUUCUUGUGUAAAGAGAAGGCAACAACUAAAACUUAACUAAUUUUGUUUAUGUUGGCUGGGUUUGUUGGCUUUGUUGAGCAGUUCAUUUGUAAUCAAAGGCAAAAGGUUAUCGUCUUUAGACGUUUUGUGCUUUAUUUGUUUUAAUUAAUCUGUUUCGUAAUACUACACACAGGAUAGAGUAUUAGCAGAAGCAUUAUUGAUAUUAUUUAUUCGGCCGAAAAACAGGAUUUUUUUUAAAUUGAUUCCCAUCAACAGGUAUGGCAAACUUUUCUUUAAAAUUUCUUUAAUAUUAUCAUAAAUAACUUUUGUGAUUAGCGAAGUAAUGAGCUACAAAACUUGCAUUUUUGGGUUGGCGGAAUUUUGGCAGAUAUCAAAAUAUUGGCAGUCGCGUUGAUGUUUUUAACUUACGAACAUAGAUUGUUGUCUCUCCAACUGUGGGUCGUUCUUGUUUAGUCCGGCUUAGUUGUUCGUGCAUCGUAGUGUGGUGCACGUGUUUUGUUCAUUAAUCAAACUUUGUGACAAUUGUUUGCGUUACUAAAGAUUUUAAUUCUGUAAUUGAACUAGAAUGUGACGACUUUUAGCAAUAACAGACCAGUGUGGUGGUACGUCCUAGAGUACGUGGUGGCCGUGGCUGCUGUAUAUAUCUGCGUUUCCGUUAGCAAUCAGUUAUCAUUUUGCACAUAAGAAUAACUUGGAUUUAUAAUUAAUUCCGACAACUUUAAUGCACAGAGCAAAAGUUUGUGAGUGCUCGAAUGGAGUAUGCAAUAUCUAUAGUGUUUAAAUUAAGUGUUGGUGAUAUUUUGGUUUGGUAUAUUUUAAGGCAAGUUUUUACUACUCCCGAAUUUACAAACUGUCGAUUUUUAUUAAAAAAAUGUAUCUAUUAUUAUUGUUGUCAAUAAAACACAAUGUAAAGUUAUAA